Molecule: messenger RNA, 735 nt
Organism: Myiozetetes cayanensis
Lineage: Eukaryota; Metazoa; Chordata; Aves; Passeriformes; Tyrannidae
Product: receptor-transporting protein 3-like
Exons: 2
Coding region: 1-735 (244 amino acids)
Biological process (GO): protein insertion into membrane; detection of chemical stimulus involved in sensory perception of bitter taste; protein targeting to membrane
Molecular function (GO): olfactory receptor binding
Source: RefSeq, a predicted model, not a curated record
AUGAGCUGGCAGGACAUUUUCAAAGAGAAGCUUGCAGAAAUGUAUGUAACAGAGCAGUGGACACUUCAGGAGGAUGACACCCUGCAGGCGCAGGCCCUCAGUCCUGGCUGGAAGGAGUUUGUGCAGCGCCGUGCUCUUGGCAGGUUUCAGUGUUCCCAGUGCUGUCAUAAGUGGACUUCGGCCAAAGUGCUCAUCCUGUUCCACAUGUGCUGGUGCCCAGGCUGGGGCACCGUAUGGAUGCGAGUCUUUCGCCAGGAAUGCAGGCGCUGCCGCAACCCCCAGCUGGAGUAUCCUGAGUUCAGCCUGGAGACUAUGGAGAGGAUUCUGCACAAUCUGGUGGUGAAGAUCCUCCAGUAUUUCUACAAGAAGCUUGUCCGGUCCUCUGACCUUCUGGAAGUUGUGGUGGAUACACCAGUGAAGGGGCCACACGACAGUGCCCACUGCGAGGCCUGCAGGCUCGGCAUUUGCAACAAGUCAUGGCAGGCCCCGGCAUCGGAUGCCCGGAAAGACUUGACAGAUGUGUGUCAAUACGCAGCAUGUGAUGACAGGAAGAGCUUGUUAGAUGCAUAUAGGUCCCUGAAAUGCCAGCGCUCAGGGCCCCACAGAGCCUCAACCCAUCGCCCCUCACCCUGCAAUAGCAACUUCCUCUGGAAACGCUACUGCUGCAUUGGCAGCUCUUUGCUCUUUGUUUUGGCAAUGAUCAUCUUCUUCGUGGUUUAUUUCACCAGGAUGUAG